ACAGCCCUUGUAAGACGUACUUCGAGAAUAAGGUAACAGCAGAAUAAUACUCAAGUCCAAACAGCCGAAUUUCAUUCGGAAAUGGUGGGAAAGCCGGCAAUCGGCUUACUGACUUUUCUGUGUUUUACAAGAAGACUUAACGCGGAAACUGUUAGAACAAUGAGUAAUUAUACAGGACUUCACUCAGUGGCUUACGUUACUGUUCCAUCAGAAGAAAUUGCGAAAAAAUUAGCGCAUGGGAUAGUAUCGAAAAAGUUGGCGGCUUGUGUUAACAUUAUCCCGAAAAUCACGUCAGUGUAUGAGUGGAAAGAUGAGAUUAAUGAAGAUAAUGAACUUUUGUUGAUGAUCAAAACAAGGACUGAUACUGUUAAUGCUCUGACUGAAUACGUUAAGAAAAAUCAUCCGUAUGAGACAUCUGAAGUAAUAUCUCUGCCGAUACAGAAUGGUAACGAAGCAUAUCUGAAAUGGAUUGGUGAAAUAGUACCCCCAAUUCAUGAAAGAGAAGCAAUGGAAAAAAAAGAUAAGUAAAAUAUUGAAAAGUUAUGACUGUAAAUUAUUAAAUUAUGUGUCCUCCAAAUUGUAUUUAUGU
Messenger RNA from Phymastichus coffea, 589 nucleotides. RefSeq names its product protein CutA homolog (gene CUTA). Gene Ontology annotation, biological process: response to metal ion. The transcript is spliced from 6 exons. The record is from RefSeq and is a predicted model, not a curated record. Lineage: Eukaryota; Metazoa; Arthropoda; Insecta; Hymenoptera; Eulophidae. Gene Ontology annotation, molecular function: copper ion binding. The coding region runs from base 82 to 528 and encodes 148 amino acids.